Exaiptasia diaphana is the source of this 489-nucleotide messenger RNA. RefSeq lists its product as uncharacterized. Bases 4 to 408 code for a protein of 134 amino acids. The record is from RefSeq and is a predicted model, not a curated record. The transcript is spliced from 2 exons. NCBI's taxonomy places the organism in Eukaryota, Metazoa, Cnidaria, Anthozoa, Actiniaria, Aiptasiidae.
CCGAUGCCUACAUUGGCUCCUCGACCUACUGGACCCUCAGGUGCUGGCCUAUCGUGCUACGCAUGCUCAACUAUUCCUAAUGUGACUACAGACAGUACUGCAUCAUGUUCCAGUCCAAGCMAGCAAUCGUGUGCAAAUGAACUCAUCCCGGGACUAGAGCAAGAUCGCUGUGUUCGUGUUACAGUCAAAGCGAGUGAUGGCCAAUACGAACUACGCAACUGCAGUAAUGGCAUAGCUUGCAAUAAGGAAUUCAUAUGUGACAAACUGAUCAAGCCCGAGCUUGGCUCGUAUGAAAGCUGUGAUGUUUCGUGUUGUUUUGGAAAUCUUUGCAACAAAGUUUCCGACGUCCUUACAGCUAAUGCGCUUCUGGUUGUUUUCAUUGUAUUGAUGGGGCUACUUACAUUUUAARAUAGCGGUCUCGAAACGAUUACUUAGACAUGAUUAUUUCAUAUUCGUCAGCCGUUUUUGAAUAAAAAUAAGCUGAUUACC